AUGCAAUGGGGCGUAUAUGUAUUCUUCGCCACAGCGUUGAUUGCCGCGAGUGUCUAUGCUUUCUUCUUCAUCCACGACACCAAAGGUCUGCGCAUGGAUCAAAUGGACCAGCUCUUCGGCUUCGAGCGGUCGGUCCAAAUUCCGGAAUCACACACGACGGACAACAAGCUUGCAGAUGAUGAGAGCGAGCACAACGAGAAGGUCGCACACUCUCACAUCGAUCGUGUCUGA
Molecule: messenger RNA, 231 nt
Organism: Parastagonospora nodorum SN15
Lineage: Eukaryota; Fungi; Ascomycota; Dothideomycetes; Pleosporales; Phaeosphaeriaceae
Exons: 1
Coding region: 1-231 (76 amino acids)
Source: RefSeq, a predicted model, not a curated record